AUGUUGCCAUCUAAAUUUGGUGGGUGUAAAAUUCGAUCAGAGGUUUGGAAGCACUUUGUUAAGGAGUCUAUCUCGGAAAAGAAAGCUAAAUGCAACUAUUGUAGUUGCUUGGUCUUGUACAAACAUGGAACACAGAGCAUGAAAAGCCAUUUGAUGAGAUGCUACUCUAAUCCAGAUAAUAUUAGAAACAGGAUUCAUAAAAGUAGAAACAAAUGUCAUAAAUCUGUUCCAUUCUCAACAACAGCUACUCCAUCAAAUGAACAAGUUCACAAAGUUCUCCUGAAAGUUUUGGUGGACAAAGGCAAAAACAAAGUUGUGUUUGCUGAGGCAGGGAAGGAUUUUGUCGAUGCUCUCUUGAGCUUCUUAACAUUGCCUUUAGGAACUGUUGCUAGACUCGUGGGUAAGGAGUCAAACAUACAACCGGUGAGAGUUGGCAGCCUGAGUUCAUUGUAUCAAAGUGUGGCAGAUCUUGAAGAAAAGCAUCUAUGGACACGGACCUGCAAAGAAAUGCUACUACAGCCAAGGAAAUCAAUGGAACCUUAUUGUCAACAGCUGAAACUGAACAUUGAUGACACGAACCCCACGAAGUACUUCAUUUGUGAGAACUGGGAUUGUAGUAGAAAGUUAAGUGGGAGCCUUUUAAGCACUUUUAGGAAUCAAAGAUGCAAUUGCGGAAAACUAAUGAACAGAAUAAUAUCCCCAGCGAAUUUGACUCUAGAAAAUGGCUUUGUUAAUGAGUCUGCUACUUUUAUCAUUUGUGACGAUCUCUAUGUGAUGCCUAAUGUUGUUGGAACAAGUAUAGGUCUGCUUAAGAAGCUUGGAAUCGAUGACAUGGAUGCUCUUCAGGAACAAACUGUAGUUAUCAGCAAGAAGGAGGUAUGUUUUUUCAGCUUGUUAUCAUAUUUGCUGUUGAUAAUUUUUUCACUCUCUCAUUGAUUAGUUCAUCUUUGAUUUGUGUAGGUAGUGGAUCUGCUCAAGUUUUCAUUGCUCUCAAAGACUCCUCUGAGUUACUUUAUCUUAGAGAAGAAACAAUGGCAAAUGGUUGUGAAAUUACUGGUAAGAAAAUCUAACAGCAAGAUUCUGUUUGCUGAAGCAGAGGAAGAUUUUGCUGACUUUCUUUUUAGUUUUCUCACCUUCCCCUUGGGAGGAGUGUUGCACAUGCUAGAAGAAUUCUCUUCUUUGAGCUGUGUUGAUAAAUUAUUUAAGAGUAUGACUGAAUUGAGUUCAGACAGAUAUUUAAGCUCACAGGGACUGAAAGACAAACUAGCUAACCCUCAGUGUGCCCCGCAAUUUAAGCUCAAAUUAUCAAGUCCUCGAGGAUUUGCCAAAGGACCAUCAAUGUACAUGGUGACAGAUGACUUGGUUGUGACUCCAAUGUCGUCCAUCUCUACUGUUUCAUAUCUAAAUAGAUCAAAAGUCUCCCUCUCUGACUUGGAGGAAAGGGUCAUCAGCGUUGGUCUGAAGGAGGGUCUCAGCAUACUAAAAGCUUCAUUGACCUCAACAUCUGCUUUGACAAACGGUCUCCGCCAAUAUUUGAAAACCAUCAAUGUCUGCUACUACCCUAACCUCAAACGAGCUCGCCAGAAGCUCCUCGAAUGCACCGGCAUAUUCUUCCUCGACGGCGACAUCAACGACGCCGCACUCCUCCGAAAGCUCUUCGACGUGGUGCUGUUCACCCACGUGAUGCACCUCACGACGCAAGUUGGGGUCCGCUACACUAUGCAGAAUCCUGGAUCCUAUCCUGGAUCCUAUCUGCACAGCAACAUCUUAGGGUUCGUGAGCCUUCUAGAAGCGUGCAAUUCGGCGAACCCUCAUCUCGCCAUUGUUUGGGCUUCCACGAUCUCCGUUUACAGUCUCAAUUUGAAGGCUUGUCAACAUAAUGGAGAAGCUUCUGAAAACCAAGGCAAAGAAUAG
Messenger RNA from Gastrolobium bilobum, 1914 nucleotides. RefSeq lists its product as uncharacterized. Lineage: Eukaryota; Viridiplantae; Streptophyta; Magnoliopsida; Fabales; Fabaceae. Gene Ontology annotation, molecular function: DNA binding. The record is from RefSeq and is a predicted model, not a curated record. The transcript is spliced from 5 exons.